AUGGGGCGCCUGGAGGACUUCAGCGGGGUUUACGGCGCCGCAGGGCCCGCCAAGGGUGACGCCGGGGCAGGCGCGGCGGCGGCGGUGCCGCUGUACCCGGUGGGGCGGACCGGUUCGCCGGUGGGGCGUCCGGGCGCGAGGGACGCGGCGGCGGCGGCGCUCGCGAACGUGAUCAGCAAGCUGCGCGACGGCUGCGACCGCGACCUGCUGGAGCAGACGCUGGCAGCCGCCAUGCUGCUGCUGAGCCCCGGCAUGCUGGAGCAGCAGCUGGGGGGCCAACGCAGGCGAGGCGACAGCGGCAUCACGGAGGAGCCCGCCGCCGCCACGGCGCUGCUCCUCGCGGGGAAGGCCGCGGGUGGCCUUGCCCGCGCUGGCGCCGGCAGCGGUGGUGAGCUGGGGGCGGGCGCGGGCGACGACGAGCCGCGGUGGCGCAAGCGCAGCAGCUUCAUGUCCUCUGUGGAGCGCGUGAAGCGCCUUGUGCUAUGGAGGGCCAGCCAGGAGGCGUAUAGGGUGUACCAGAGCCGCGGCGCCCCCGAGGUCACGUCCGUCACGCAGCUUCCCGCCAGCUACCGCCAGCUGCUCGCGGAGGUCCUGCAGGCCACCCUCAUGCCCUACGCCACAGUCCGCGCCACCGCCCUGGCCACUGUGCAGAACGCCCUGCGCCGCUUCCCCUGCCUCGCGCCCGCGGUACUGCCAUCUUACCUGUCCGCCGUCGCCGGCGUACCGUCGCCCCCCGCGGCGGCGCGCCUGAUGCUCGCCGGAUCCCCGGCCGACGCGGAAGUUGAGGAGGCGACGAUCGCCGAAUUUUACGAGGGGCCGCUCCGCGAGGCCGCGCUGCGGGAGCAGCAGACGCCGGCGGCGGCCGCGGCAGAGGCGGCCGCCGGCGGCGGCAAGGGGGCGGCGCCGGCAGCCGAGGAGAGCGCGAACGACGGGCGCGUGGCCGGCGCCUGCUCUGGGCUGAGCGGGAGCAUUGAGCUGCUGCGGCACUGCUUCAGGGAGCCGGGCCCGUGGGCGGCGCUGCUGCGGGCGGCGCUGGCGAGCCGGGUGCACGGGAGCGCGGCGUGUGAGGACGCUCUGGGCGGGUUGCUGAUGCAGGUCGCGGCCCGCUUCAAGGUCCCGCCCCGCAUGGGCCCCGCGCCCUCUGGGCCCCUCUUCGAGGCCCUCCUGUCUGACGCCACCCACCUCGGCCAGCCGGGCGGCGCCCUCCGCUCCGCGCUGCGCUACUGCGUCGCCGCCAACGUGGUCGCGCUGCUGAUGGCGCCGCCCGGCGGCGGCGGCGGCGCGGCGGGCGGCGCGGCGGCGCGGCACUGGGCGGGGCUGCUCAUGUAG
Molecule: messenger RNA, 1329 nt
Organism: Monoraphidium neglectum
Lineage: Eukaryota; Viridiplantae; Chlorophyta; Chlorophyceae; Sphaeropleales; Selenastraceae
Exons: 8
Coding region: 1-1329 (442 amino acids)
Biological process (GO): proteasomal ubiquitin-independent protein catabolic process
Cellular component (GO): cytosol; nucleus
Molecular function (GO): peptidase activator activity; proteasome binding
Source: RefSeq, a predicted model, not a curated record